Molecule: messenger RNA, 1452 nt
Organism: Carassius carassius (crucian carp)
Lineage: Eukaryota; Metazoa; Chordata; Actinopteri; Cypriniformes; Cyprinidae
Gene: cd151l
Product: CD151 antigen, like
Exons: 8
Coding region: 268-1032 (254 amino acids)
Cellular component (GO): membrane
Source: RefSeq, a predicted model, not a curated record
CGAGGUCAGAUGUGGCACUAAAAUUGUAGCCUCCGGUAUUGCAGGAUUUUGGGUUGGAAAUGUUUCAGGCACCUGGCAACCCUGCUCACUAGGGUGGAGCUCCUUCGAACUUUUCUUUGGGCACGUUGUUUCUCUGCUGUUCGUUCUGUUCUGAAGAAAAAAAAAAGGUAAACUAGCCGAUAAAUUAAGCGUGUUAAGUUGUUUUGUUUGAAUGUGGACCGAUUCUUACUUUUUUGGACUGGCUUUGUGUGAAAUCAGCUUAUAAAGAUGGGGGCAAAUAAAGAGAAGAACGAAACAUGUGGGACCAUUUGCCUAAAAUACCUGCUCUUCACCUUCAAUUUCCUGUUUUGGCUGGCAGGGGGUGCAGUGAUGGCAGUAGGCAUCUGGACGCUAGUUGAGAAGAGUGACUACAUCAGUCUGCUGUCCUCAAAGAUUUAUGCUGUCUCUGCCUAUAUACUGAUCAUGGCUGGGGUGAUUGUCAUGGUAACGGGGGUUUUAGGCUGUUUUGCCACCUUCAAGGAGCAAAGACGACUUCUGAGAGUGUAUUUUGUUUUACUGCUGUGCAUUUUCCUGCUGGAGAUCCUGGCUGGAGUUUUGGCCUACAUUUAUUACCAGCAGCUGAAUGAAGAACUGAAGGAGAACUUGAGGGAGACCAUGGUUCAAAAAUACCAUCAGCCUGAGCAGGACCAUGUGACGAAGGCUGUGGACAAACUACAGCAGGAGUUCAAGUGCUGUGGCAGUAACAGCUCUUCUGAUUGGAUGGAGAGCGUUUGGAUCCGCUCCAUUAAGGCUGACAGACGGUCGGUUCCUGAUAGUUGCUGUAAAAACCCAGUCAUAAAGCUGUGUGGUCAGAGAGAUCACCCCUCAAAUAUAUAUAAAGUAGAGGGUGGCUGCAUCACAAAGCUGGAGAACUUCAUUCUGAAUCACUUGCAGAUCAUCGGUGCAGUGGGUGUGGGCAUAGCCUGUGUGCAGAUUGUUGGCAUGUUUUUCACCUGCUGUCUGUACAGGAGUCUGAAAUCAGAGCCAUACUGAAGAGACCACUCAACUACAGGAUUAAUCAGUGACCAUCAUUCUCUACAGCAUUUUUUGUUUCACAAUAAUUUUAAUUGAUAGGAAAUAAUUAGGAAACAAAAUCAGUACCAACUAUCCACAGGCACAGACACACAUAUACAGUAAUAAAUAUAGUGUUUUAUGAUUUUACACACAUUAGGUAUUACAGAGUUAGAAGUGGCUUUAUUGUUCUUAUCAAUUAACUUAAUUUCGGACUGUAUUUUAUAUAUGAAAAAUUUUAUGCAAUUUGUUUUUUCUUUUUAUGUUUGUACUCCCAGAUCCUAAAUCGAAAUCCUAAACCUCUGGCACAAUACUUUUUGUUUUUGGUCCAAUGCUUUGUAAUUUACCACUAGAAGCACCAGACAGAAUUGCAAAAUAAAUUUAAACUAACAGAAAUGUCAA